AUGACAGAUAAAUCUAAUCAAAAUAACUUAAAAUCAAAUGUUGCUAAAGAGUAUUUAAAGUCAUUAAAAGUGUGGCAGACUAAUGUAGAUGCAGUCGAUCAAAAGAUCAUAGAGUCAAAGAGGAUCAAAGCAGCUUCUACUCCAAUAACCAAUACAUCGUCAUCAAAGAUAUUCGAUGCCAGUGCAGAGUCAUUGAGAUACAAAGAUCUAGGUAAUGACCAAUUCAAAGUGGGUCACUACAAAGAGGCUGUAGAAUACUAUACACUCGCCAUUCAGCUAGAUAAUUCAAAUGCCAUCUUAUUUGCAAAUAGAGCAAUGUCUUAUUUAAAAUUAAAAAAUUAUUCACAAGUUGUUGCAGAUUGUAACAUCAGUAUAAAUCUAGAUAGAACUUAUAUUAAAGCAUAUCAUAGAAGAGGUCAGGCUUAUAAGGAGUUAAAGAAAUACAAAGAGGCACUCGAUGAUUUCAAUACAGUGUUAAAACAAGAUCCAAAGAGUAAUGAGGCUGCCAAUGAGGUCGUUGUAAUCAAGAAGCUAUUACAGCAACAAACCGUUGCGGAAUCUAUUGUCUCCAAUGAAAAGAAGUCGAAUGUUGCAACAACACCUUCUGCUUCUGCCACCUCUACAUCUCCUUCAAUCGAAACAUUACCAGUUAAAACAACACAACCAACAACACCCACAGUAACACAACCAACAACAGAACCACCAGUAAAGACAAGAGCAAGAGUUGUAGAGAUCGAAGAUGAUGAUGAUCAUGAAAUGAUUGUAGAUACGACAAAACCUAAAGCAACAACAAAUACAACAGUAACAACAGAAACAACAAAACCAACAACGACAAUAACACCAAUUGCAGCAGAAACAACUAAACCAACAACGACAAACGCAACAACACCAAAGUCAUCAUCAAAUUCACUUCAAGAAAGAUUGGCAAGAUUGGCCAAUAUGAAACCAACAUUACCAAAGACAGCACCGAGAAACUCAUUUGAGUUUGAAAAGUUCUAUAAUUCAAUCCAAAACGAUUCUAAUUUAUUCUAUAAUUAUUUCAAGUUAAUCGAACCAGAGAAACUACCGAAUAUUCUUAAUGAUAUUUUAUCACCCUCAUUGUUUAGCAGUAUAAUAGUUAUAUUGGAGAAUAAUUAUUUAGUAAACAAAGAAUAUGACCUAAUAUACAGAAUAUUGGAAUCGUUGACCAAGAUGAAUAGAUUAAGUAUAAAUCUUCAAUCAUUGUCAUUUAUGGAAAAAGAAUCAAUCAAUAUAUUAUUAAAAUCAUUAAAUGAUACAAUUGGAAAGGAUAAAGUGGAUCAACUUAAAUCUAAAUUUAUUUUCUGA
Molecule: messenger RNA, 1326 nt
Organism: Heterostelium album PN500
Lineage: Eukaryota; Evosea; Eumycetozoa; Acytosteliales; Acytosteliaceae
Exons: 5
Coding region: 1-1326 (441 amino acids)
Molecular function (GO): protein binding
Source: RefSeq, a predicted model, not a curated record